Messenger RNA from Physeter macrocephalus (sperm whale), 1736 nucleotides. RefSeq names its product ST6 N-acetylgalactosaminide alpha-2,6-sialyltransferase 5 (gene ST6GALNAC5). The record is from RefSeq and is a predicted model, not a curated record. NCBI's taxonomy places the organism in Eukaryota, Metazoa, Chordata, Mammalia, Artiodactyla, Physeteridae. Gene Ontology annotation, molecular function: alpha-N-acetylgalactosaminide alpha-2,6-sialyltransferase activity. The transcript has 5 exons. Gene Ontology annotation, biological process: oligosaccharide metabolic process; ganglioside biosynthetic process. The coding region runs from base 247 to 1209 and encodes 320 amino acids.
CGGCAGGCGGCAGUUGUGUAGAUCGCUGAGAGACUACGAGGGUCCGGUUCAGCUUCAAUUCUGUCUCUAAUCUCUGCAACAGCGGCUCUUCCUGGGUCCCGCGGCUUUCCUGCUCACUCAACCGCGGCUGGAGGCCCGGCGAAAAUCAGAGCCGUUUCCGCCCCAUCACCCACGAUGGAAACCCUCCAAGAAAAAGUGGCCCCGGACGCGUGUGCCUGAGGAUUCCGCACAAAAGAGGUGCCGAAAAUGAAGACCCUGGUGCGCCAUGGUCUGGCAAUGUGUUUAGCGCUCACCACCAUGUGCACCAGCUUGUUGCUCGUGUACAGCAGCCUAGGCGGCCAGAAGGAGCGGCCCCCGCAGCAGCAGCAGGCAGCGGCGACCGGCAGCCCCCCGCCGCACCCCGAGGCCCCCGCGGGACCGCGGCCACUGGACGGAUACCUUGGCGUGGCGGACCACAAGCCCCUGAAAAUGCACUGCAGGGACUGCGCCCUGGUGACGAGCUCAGGGCAUCUGUUGCACAGCCUGCGAGGCCCCCGGAUUGACCAGACCGAGUGCGUCAUCCGCAUGAACGAUGCCCCUACGCGCGGCUACGGGCACGACGUGGGCAAUCGCACCAGCCUGAGGGUCAUCGCGCAUUCCAGCCUCCAGCGAAUCCUCCGCAACCGCCACGACCUACUCAACGUCAGCCAGGGCACCGUGUUCAUCUUCUGGGGCCCCAGCAGCUACAUGCGGCGCGACGGCAAGGGCCAGGUCUACAACAACCUGCAGCUCCUGAGCCAGGUGCUGCCCCGGCUGAAGGCCUUCAUGAUCACGCGCCACAAGAUGCUGCAGUUUGAUGAGCUCUUCAAGCACGAGACCGGCAAAGACAGGAAGAUCUCCAACACUUGGCUCAGCACUGGCUGGUUCACAAUGACGAUUGCCCUGGAGCUCUGUGACAGGAUUGAUGUUUAUGGCAUGGUGCCCCCAGACUUCUGCAGGGAUCCCAACCACCCUUCAGUACCUUAUCACUAUUACGAACCUUUUGGACCUGAUGAAUGUACGAUGUACCUCUCCCAUGAGCGAGGACGGAAGGGUAGUCAUCACCGCUUUAUCACAGAGAAACGAGUCUUUAAGAACUGGGCACGGACAUUCAAUAUUCACUUUUUUCAACCAGACUGGAAACCAGAAUCACUUGCUAUAAGUCAUCCUGAGAAUAAACCUGUGUUCUGAGGAAUGUGUGUGGCCAAAUGGAAAUCCAAGAACCCACUGUAUCAGACAUCAGGCCACUGAACUUCCUGAAACACCAGACAUGAAAGAGGAACAGAAUUGGUCGCCGGGGUAGCUUCAGUUCUCAAGAAGUACCAUGUACAGGUGCCUCUGAGGCGUGACUACACAGCAGUGCAGUUGGUUUGUAAGGGAAAAUUCCAGAAUGAAUACAUCCUAAUGAGUGUCGUCCUUUUCAAAAGGGGUUACCAUAGGGGCUGAACUCUCAUUUAAAUGAUGUUGCCAUGGCUAAAAACAUUUUGGAUCUCUUUAAGUAUUGCCUUCGAAACUGAGACAUUAGGAACUCAACAUUAGUUGUAUUCCUUUGUAGAAAUACCACGUCAAAAGUCAUUUUUCUAUCAGAUUGUAUCCUAACCUGAAUCUUUGUCAUUUGUUGGACUCUGUAUGUGUGAUUUGUAAAAAACAGCCUGAAAGUGUGGACAUGAUUUCUGAAGAGUAUAUCUUCACUGACUUUCAUAAGCAAAUGCCCAAUA